Talaromyces proteolyticus is the source of this 1219-nucleotide messenger RNA. RefSeq lists its product as uncharacterized. The transcript has 2 exons. The record is from RefSeq and is a predicted model, not a curated record. The coding region runs from base 116 to 1192 and encodes 358 amino acids. Lineage: Eukaryota; Fungi; Ascomycota; Eurotiomycetes; Eurotiales; Trichocomaceae.
GGGAUAUUUUCGGUCACACUGCACGGGAAAGCCCGGAAGCUAUGACAAGACAGCUAUAUCCUGGUCCAGUUGGAAGAAUAAAGAAAGAGAUCUCAGAUUGUGCCAAGUCUGGUUCAUGAUCGAUCACGAAAUUAGCCUCCUCUACAGUGUUCAACCAUCGAUAGGCUUUACAAAACUUCGUUGUCCGAUGCCGGUCUCGGACGAGCUUUUUUUGCUAGAAAAAGAGGAAAACUGGGCUGAUUUAGUUGAUAAAUGGUCGAAUGAAGGAUGGCCAACAACAACUUUGCACCCACCGUCUUUACCAGAAUUCUAUCGCCUGUUUCUUCGCCACGAUUUCCUACACCUCAACCUUUACGUAACUCCAUUGCAGCUACGACUCCUGCUCUGUGCCAUCCAACCCCAGGUAUCCCAGUACUCGGAGAGCUAUCGAUUUAUUCCUCUUGAGGAACGUUUUUCGUCCUCGAGUUCGGUGAGUGGGGCUGGUGAUUUCAUGCAACUUCGUCAGCUAGAAGAGCUUGAAAACAUGCUGGUGAAAUGGAAUAUCCUUGCGGAAAGAGUCUUUGCAGCUCAACCCGGAGCUGAUCUCAAAGUAUCCUGCUUAUUAAUCUCCCAAUUAAUGUGGCUCGAGCUAUAUAUUUGUUUCGACGACGUACAAUUGAUAGCAGGAAAAGAAGGGUACAAAGUUGGAAGACCAUAUCUUACGCAACUACAACAGUGGGCUCAAUCAUCCUAUGCUCGGAAGGCUAUUGCACAUGCUGGAAAUGUCAUAUGGAUUUUGCAAACUAGUGGUGAUGACUACCUGAGGCCGGUUUGGUGGCCUGUGGCCGUGUCACGGGUGGCUUUGAUAAUGUGGUGCUACAUCGUGGGUCUCUAUCUCUCUACGGGAAAUACAACUGGAAUCGACGAUGAUAUGCUGCGUAGGGCACCCUUGAUCUCAUUGAAUGAUCCUACCACGGACUUUAAUCCUCAUGGGAGAAUUCUACAACCUGGAGAGGGCAUCCCGUGCAUUCAGACCAUCUGCAAAACUUUGAUUCCACUCCACGACGUUCCUGCACUUUUCGAUUUUUACAUUGAGGUUCUCGAAGACUCCAAAAGACCAGACACACCUAUACUUCAAAGCAGCCGCCAGUUCUUGCUGGACAUCAAAGGUUGCGGAAUACCUUACGUAGGAGAUGAAAGCCUCCAGCACUGAUGAUGCUUCCGAAAGAUGGCAGGUUAG